Molecule: messenger RNA, 1494 nt
Organism: Selaginella moellendorffii
Lineage: Eukaryota; Viridiplantae; Streptophyta; Lycopodiopsida; Selaginellales; Selaginellaceae
Product: 50S ribosomal protein L5
Exons: 3
Coding region: 49-933 (294 amino acids)
Biological process (GO): translation
Cellular component (GO): ribosome; cytosolic large ribosomal subunit
Molecular function (GO): structural constituent of ribosome; RNA binding
Source: RefSeq, a predicted model, not a curated record
CCCUAGAAUGUGGGAGGAAGGGUUUUGAUCGAUAUCGAUCGAUCGUCCAUGGCGGCCGCUGUGCUGUGGGGAUGCCGCCGCCAGGCCGCUGCCGCUGGCGCCGCAAUGGCGGCGAGAUUGCUCCUCGUCCGGCACUCGGGAUCGGUGACAUUCAGGGUGGACGCUGAGGCCGCCAGCCAUAUGGCCUCGGUGGCGGCGGCGGAUGCCAAGGAUCGCGGCCUCAUCGCGGGCGCCGGCGUCGAUGCUCCAGGCCAGAGGAUUUUCAAGUCCAAGCAGCUCUAUCGCGAGAGAGUGGUGCCGGCGCUUGUGGAUGAGUUUGGAUACUCUUCUAUCGGCAAGGUUCCUAUCAUCGAGAAGAUCGUUGUCUACUGUAACUUCCGGCUCGAUCGGACUGAUGCGGUGGUGCUGGAGACCACCGUGAGGGACAUGUACAUUCUAACCGGGCAGCGCCCCACGAUCACGAAAGCGUCAAAGCCCGUCUCGGGAUCGGCCUACAGGGUUGGAGAUCCGGUUGGCUGCAAAGUAACGUUGAGAGGAGAGUUGAUGUAUCCUUUCAUGGACAGGCUUUUGGAGCUCGUUGUUCCAAAGACCCGGGGUCCGCAAAAGAGCGCCUUCUACGCUUUCCACAAAGACCGGUAUGAUCUCGGAACCAAGGACUUCAGCUCGCUCUCGGCGAAUAGAUUUGAGCACAUUCAUCAGAACAGGGGGCUUAAGAUAGCUCUGGUGACUGGAGCCGAGUCGAGGCUAGAGGCAAAGCGGCUGCUGAUGCUCAUGGGACUCCCAUAUCUGGGGCAGACGAAGCGAGCCAAACCAAAGCAAGUGAAAGGAAGGAAAGGCGUGCGCAUGGUCGCCGGUGCUGGAGCUGGGAAGAAGGCCGCUGCUGGGAAGAAAGGAAAGGGUGGUGCCAAGCAGCCCGCCAAGAAGAAGAAGUAGAUCUUUGGAGGGUUGACUGACAGGCACUAAGUUUCUCAUCGAUCGGACCGGGAGCUAGCAGCACAGGGUGGUAUCGAAGUGAAUAAGCAGCGCGGAGCUAGAAGACUGAAGAAGCAAGUUUGCAGCCUACGCCGUUCUUGCAAGAGUGUGGCGGAGAUUCAGCAGCUCCAUGCGGCAAUCUGAGGGGACGCUUCUUGGUUGAGAUGUUUGGAGCUGCGAAGGAAGCCGCUGCGGUGUUUGAUAGCGUCCAGCAGCUUUCAAACGUCUUCUCGUGGAACAACAUGGUCACGGUGUAUGCACAGAAUGGCUGUUUGGAACAAGCGCACAUCGAGUUCGACGCCAUGUCCUCGCUCGAGGAUAAUCUUGACGAGCUAUGCCCGCAGUGGGGUAUUCUCACGCAGGCUGAGGCUUUGCUCGAGAAAGUGCCACCGUAGGUGCCUUGCUCGGUUUGGCCAUACUACUUGGACUGGACGUGCCAGUCCGGGCAUAUCCUUGAAGCUUACAGGAUUUUUGAGAACAUACUAACAGGUAUGAUCGACUUGCUAGAGUCGAGAACGAAAA